This is a messenger RNA of Capronia epimyces CBS 606.96, 1314 nucleotides long. RefSeq lists its product as uncharacterized. The transcript is spliced from 2 exons. The record is from RefSeq and is a predicted model, not a curated record. The coding region runs from base 1 to 1314 and encodes 437 amino acids. NCBI's taxonomy places the organism in Eukaryota, Fungi, Ascomycota, Eurotiomycetes, Chaetothyriales, Herpotrichiellaceae.
AUGAAGCGGUCGACCAACACCAACACCAAAGCCCGGGUCAAGCUUCCAGAUUACUGUGAUGUCGAGCCACGCCGCGAUGCCAGUGGCAAGGCGAUAUGGCCUGCUCCAGAAGCUGCGAUGGAGGGAGCCAGGGCAUUCAUAAAGGAAUGCGCAGCAAGUGGCAAGAAGGCUCUGAUUGUACCGGAUAAAGACGCGGAUGGCCUGUCGUCGGGAGUCAUCAUGCACCGAACACUGACGGCCCUGGGGCUCGACCCAACCCUCAUAGACGUGCACCUAGUUCAAAAGGGCUCCAAUGUCCACGUCGAGCCCGAACGCGCAGCCAUGGCUCGCAAAAACCCAGAUUAUAUCUUUGUCCUGGACCAAGGCUCCAUGGCAGCGCCUCCAGUGGUUGAUUCACUGGCCACCAAGUCACUGAUCAUUGAUCAUCAUUUGAGCGACCUCUUUCCAGAGCGGGCCCAGGUGGUAUCUGCAUGCCAUUAUCCUCCAGUGUCGACCACGUCCCUACUCACAUACGAGAUCUGUAAGACGCUUGCGCCCGAGAUCGCCUCAUCCGGCGCCUACCUCGCUUGUAUCGGCACGCACGGAGAUCUGGGGAACACACUCAAAUGGGCACCGCCAUUCCCGGACAUGAAGGACACGUUCAAGAUGUACACGAAGAAAUCCAUCAACGAUGCGGUAUCGCUGAUCAACGCGCCUCGGCGGACAGCAAAAUACGACGUCAUCACGGCAUGGACGGCGCUGCUCAACUCCACCGACCCCAAAGAUCUAUUGAGUAACGGCCGUCUGCAGACUGCUCGGGUGGAAAUCAACGCAGAAGUCGAACUGAACACCCACACGCCUCCGAAAUUCAGCGCCGACGGCCGAAUUGCCGUCCUCCGCAUCCACACGCCUGCUCAAGUCCACCCCGUCAUCGCGACCCGCUGGGCUGGCCACUUGAACUCCAAGGCCCUGGAGAUAGUGGUCUGCGCAAACUCUGGAUACCUGCCUGGCAUGGUCAACUUCUCGUGCCGGAUCGCGCGAUGUGCCAGGGCGAGAGACCCGCCUGUCAAUAUCAUCGACAGUUUAAAAGCCGCCGCUGCUCUUUCGACUGACGGACUGGUGGACAGACUAGGAGAAAGCUUCGCCAGGGGCCAUAAAGAGGCGAGCGGCGGCGUCGUGCCCGUCGACGCUUUCGAAGAGUUGAUGCUGCUGCUCAGGGUCGGCGAGAAGCCGGAGAAGACGGACGGCCCGGACGAGCCCAGGCCAAAGAGGCUCAAGACCAUCGAGAAAAGUCCGCAAAAGAACACCAUUGCCAACUAUUUUCGGAAGCCUUGA